AACGCCGAGCGGGCGAUGGGCGGGGAUAAAUGUCUGCCUGGGCGCGGGGCCGCCAUUUUCUCUGAGGCGCGGAACGAGCGGCGCCGGGCGGGACCGGGGCGCGGGGGACCCGCCGGGGGCCCGGGACACAGAUGAUGUGCUUCAUCCUUUUGUCAUAGGACUUCAUUUGCUGAAAGGAAAACUAAAGGCUGCACCAAUGGAGCACAUCCAGGGAGCUUGGAAGACCAUCAGCAAUGGCUUUGGGCUGAAGGAUUCUGUCUUUGAUGGCCCCAACUGCAUCUCCCCCACCCUCGUGCAGCAGUUUGGGUACCAGCGCCGGGCGUCCGACGACGGCAAAAUCUCGGACACGUCCAAAACCAGCAACACCAUCCGUGUCUUCCUGCCCAACAAGCAGCGCACUGUGGUGAAUGUGAGGAAUGGGAUGACCCUGCAUGACUGUCUGAUGAAGGCUCUGAAGGUCAGGGGGCUGCAGCCGGAGUGCUGCGCCGUGUUUCGACUUCUUGCUGAACCGAAGGGGAAGAAAGUGCGUUUGGAUUGGAACACGGACGCCGCCUCCCUGAUUGGGGAGGAGCUGCGAGUCGACUUCCUCGACCAUGUCCCACUCACCACACACAAUUUUGCUCGGAAGACAUUUCUGAAGCUUGCCUUCUGUGACAUCUGCCAGAAGUUCCUGCUCAAUGGCUUCCGCUGUCAGACGUGUGGCUACAAAUUCCACGAGCACUGCAGCACCAAGGUGCCAACCAUGUGUGUGGACUGGAGCAACAUCAGGCAGCUCUUAUUGUUCCCAAAUUCAAAUAUCAGUGACAGUGGUGUCCCUGCACUACCUCCCUUGACAAUGAGACGGAUGCGGGAGUCUGUCUCCCGGAUACCUGUUAGCUCCCAGCACAGGUAUUCUACACCUCAUGCCUUCACUUUCAACCCAUCCAACCCUUCCUCUGAGGGCUCUCUGUCCCAAAGGCAGCGUUCCACCUCCACCCCCAACGUGCACAUGGUCAGCACCACCAUGCCCGUGGACAGCAGGAUCAUCGAGGAUGCAAUUCGAAGCCAUAGUGAAUCAGCCUCACCCUCUGCUCUGUCUGGAAGUCCUAACAAUAUGAGCCCAACUGGCUGGUCUCAGCCUAAAACCCCAGUCCCAGCCCAAAGAGAGAGAGCCCCUGGAUCUAACACACAAGAAAAGAACAAAAUUAGGCCUCGUGGACAGAGAGACUCCAGUUAUUACUGGGAAAUAGAAGCCAGUGAAGUGAUGCUCUCCACCAGGAUAGGCUCAGGCUCUUUUGGGACAGUUUACAAGGGCAAGUGGCACGGGGAUGUAGCAGUGAAGAUCCUAAAGGUUGUAGACCCAACCCCAGAACAGUUCCAGGCUUUCAGGAAUGAAGUGGCUGUCCUGAGGAAGACCCGGCACGUGAACAUCCUGCUCUUCAUGGGCUACAUGACCAAGGACAACCUGGCCAUUGUCACUCAGUGGUGUGAGGGCAGCAGCCUCUACAAACACCUGCACGUGCAGGAGACCAAGUUCCAGAUGUUCCAGCUGAUCGACAUCGCCCGCCAGACCGCGCAGGGCAUGGACUAUUUACAUGCAAAGAACAUCAUCCACAGAGACAUGAAAUCCAAUAAUAUAUUUCUUCAUGAAGGCCUCACAGUGAAAAUAGGAGACUUUGGUCUGGCAACUGUCAAAUCCAGGUGGAGUGGAUCCCAGCAGGUGGAGCAGCCCACGGGCUCCAUCCUGUGGAUGGCUCCCGAGGUGAUCCGGAUGCAGGACAGCAACCCCUUCAGCUUCCAGUCAGAUGUCUACUCCUAUGGAAUAGUGUUAUAUGAGCUGAUGACAGGAGAGCUGCCCUACUCCCACAUCAACAACAGAGAUCAGAUCAUUUUCAUGGUUGGCAGGGGCUAUGCUUCCCCAGACCUCAGCAAGCUGUACAAGAACUGCCCCAAGGCCAUGAAGAGGCUGGUAGCAGAUUGUUUGAAGAAAGUCAGGGAAGAACGACCUCUGUUCCCCCAGAUCCUGUCAUCCAUCGAGCUGCUGCAGCACUCUCUGCCCAAAAUCAACCGCAGCGCCUCGGAGCCGUCCCUGCACCGCGCCGCCCACACCGAGGACAUCAACUCGUGCACGCUGACCUCCACCAGGCUGCCCGUGUUCUGAGCUGCUCCUGCCCUGAGCUCCACCAGGCUGCCCGUGUUCUGAGCUGCUCCUGCCCUGAGCUCCACCAGGCUGCCCGUGUUCUGAGCUGCUCCUACCCUGACCUCCACCAGGCUGCCGUGUUCUGAGCUGCUCCUGCCCUGAGCUCCACCAGGCUGCCCGUGUUCUGAGCUGCUCCUGCCCUGAGCUCCACCAGGCUGCCGUGUUCUGAGCUGCUCCUGCCCUGAGCUCCACCAGGCUGCCCGUGUUCUGAGCUGCUCCUGCCCUGAGCUCCACCAGGCUGCCGUGUUCUGAGCUGCUCCUGCCCUGCUCCUGGCUGGAGCAGCAGGGGCAACUCGAGCUGUGCCUCCCAGCCUCGGUGCACAGGCUCCUCCCGCAGGACCCUCCACGUCCCAUCCUACCAAGCAGCUGCUCCGGAUUCGUGCAGUUCUCAGCCUGCAGGGACACAGCUCCUCAUUGCCUUUGCUACCAUCUCUUGUUCUGGGAGAGGUAACAGACUACAAAUCAAGAGAUCUAUUACUAUUUUUUUAAUAGAUGCACUUGAGCCUUAUCUUCCCCUUCCCAGAAGCGAUGGCUGUUUCUUUGGCAGUGGUUCUGGCAGGGUUUGCUCUGUGCUCAGUGAGGGGGCUCUGAGGACAGGUGACGUUCUGGUGCUCUGACUGCCCCAUGCCAAGUGUCACCUCACCCUGGGGAGUUGUGCCUGGAGUGGGAAGAGGAAAUAACUCUGGAAAUCAGCUCCUGCCUAAGAGCUUCACCAAGCCAAUGAAAUAAGUUCAAAUGCUAAUUCAACACAAAAUAGUUUUGCAAUAGUUUUGCACAUAGAAGAAAAACUCUUGCAAAAGGAUGGAAUCUGUUGUGAAUUGUCCUGCUCAGAGAAGGAAGUGAGCCAGUCCUGCUUUGGUCAUCUUGAGAAGCCUCCCAGCUGCCUUUGGUACUAUGGACCUGUUGCAGGCAGGGUGGGUGAGGAGUGCUGGGCUGGGCUGGCAGAGGGCUGGGGGUGUCCCCCCCGUCCUGCAGAGGGCUGGGGGUGUCCCCCCUGUCCUGCAGAGGGCUGGGGGUGUCCCCCCUGUCCUGCAGAGGGCUGGGGGUGUCCCCUGUCCUGCAGAGGCUGCAUCCCAGCAGGAGCUGUUAUCCAAGAGAUGCACUAGCAAGAGGAAACUGAGCAUAUACAGUUUUUCUUGUUGAUUUGGGUUUUAAUUUUGUUUUUAUUGCUCCUGAGAAAAUGCAUUUAUUGUAAGCCAAGGUUCCUCUGAUUAUCUUAUUUUAAUAAAAUAAAUUAAAUUUUA
This is a messenger RNA of Haemorhous mexicanus (house finch), 3423 nucleotides long. RefSeq names its product Raf-1 proto-oncogene, serine/threonine kinase (gene RAF1). The transcript has 18 exons. Gene Ontology annotation, biological process: signal transduction; protein phosphorylation. The coding region runs from base 197 to 2140 and encodes 647 amino acids. The record is from RefSeq and is a predicted model, not a curated record. Gene Ontology annotation, molecular function: protein kinase activity; ATP binding. Gene Ontology annotation, cellular component: cytosol; mitochondrion; plasma membrane. NCBI's taxonomy places the organism in Eukaryota, Metazoa, Chordata, Aves, Passeriformes, Fringillidae.